This is a messenger RNA of Bufo gargarizans (Asiatic toad), 2680 nucleotides long. RefSeq names its product ST6 N-acetylgalactosaminide alpha-2,6-sialyltransferase 4 (gene ST6GALNAC4). The transcript has 6 exons. The record is from RefSeq and is a predicted model, not a curated record. Gene Ontology annotation, molecular function: alpha-N-acetylgalactosaminide alpha-2,6-sialyltransferase activity. The coding region runs from base 607 to 1470 and encodes 287 amino acids. Gene Ontology annotation, biological process: oligosaccharide metabolic process; ganglioside biosynthetic process. NCBI's taxonomy places the organism in Eukaryota, Metazoa, Chordata, Amphibia, Anura, Bufonidae.
GCGGCCUGUAUUCCCGGUUGGGAAUUUGAUUUCCCAGUUGCUGAAUUGGACACAUGAGCGGUUCCAGCACCGCGGGAUCCCGGAUGGUUGGGAGGUAUGUGGAUAUUUUGCUUCACAUUACGGUAGGAGGAGGAGCGGUGGCACAACAUGGUGACUUACUUCCCCCUUCCCAUCCUUUAUAAGAGGUCCCUGUGAUCUUCAGCAGGAGGUUCUGGAGAAGAAGAUGGUGGCUGCCUGUGGUUCCCCUCCCUUCCAGGGGCCCCUUACAGCUGCCUCUAUAUGGACACAUGGUAAGGAAUUGCUAUGUAUGCAAUUCCCCUGCAUUGUAUAGUCCCGCUGGAGCCUGGCAAUUCCUCAGACUGCACAUGAUAAGGCCUGUGUGCUGAGCGUGUGAGGGCAGUGCCAGCGCCGCGUCCUGUCUCUGGUCGCCCCCCGCAGUGAACAUGGGGCGGGACCGCUGCUUCCUUAUCCGGGGUAAGGAGGAGGCCUCCACCUCGGGCCUCGGACUGUGUUAUCUGCUCGUCCCAUGCCAGGGAUACCCAGACCGGGGUGACCGAUGCAGCGGGCAUCGGGGAGGCCCUCCCGAGUCCCCGCAUCUGAUGAAACAUGAAGAUCUUAAGUCGGGUGUGUGUGUCCAGUCUGCUGCUCUGUGUCAUCCUCUGGUUGUGCUGGAUUAAAGCAAACAUCAAGGAACCGGCAGAGCCGCCAUCUUUUCUACCUCACGAACUGCAGCUCUGGGGAUACAGCAGACUUCCAGAUGGCGAGCCUCUGGUCAGGAAUCCCUGUAAAACCUGCGCCGUGGUGUCCAGCUCAGGGCAGAUGCUUGGCUCUGGCCUGGGGCCGCACAUUGACCAGGCCGAGUGCGUCCUGCGCAUGAACACAGCUCCUACUCUCGGCUACGAGUCAGACGUCGGCAGCCGCAGCACCCUGAGGGUUGUGUCUCAUACAAGUGUACCUCUACUGCUACGCAACCAGACCUACUUCUUCCAGCACUCCCAGGACACUGUGUAUGUGAUUUGGGGACCCCCCAGACAGAUGGACGUUGACCACGGGAUCAUGUAUCGCGCCUUGGUACGAGCUAAGGGCAAGUUUCCUGGAGUUAAUAUCUACACGCUUACUCAGAAUAUGAUGGCCCACUGUGACCAGGUCUUCCAGAAUGAGACUGGGAAGAACAGAGCCAUGUCUGGUACGUUCCUUAGCACUGGCUGGUUCACUAUGAUCUUGGCCAUGGAUCUGUGUGAGGAGGUCUCCGUGUACGGGAUGGUGAGCGAGAACUACUGCAGGGACAGCUCACACCCGCCGGUGCCUUACCAUUAUUAUGAAAAGGGGCGGCUGGAUGAAUGUACGACUUACAUGAUGCACGAGAGAGCGUCACGGGGAGCCCAUCGCUUCAUCACCGAGAAAGCCGUCUUCUCCCGCUGGGCCCGAAGGAAACGGAUCUAUUUUAAACACCCAUCCUGGGAGGCUUGAGGCUGGCAGCGACCUCCUUUUUAUACUGACAAGCAGCCAUUUUUUUAACGGAGGCAGGUAAAGCGGAUGAUCUCAGGCGUCAGUCCCCGCAGCUCUUGACGUUCCGUGGAAAUCACAGGAGAAAAGUAUUAUGACAAUCCUAAACCUGCUCAUUUAUUUGUAUACUUUUUAUGACUCUUUUAAGACAUUUGCCGCUUGCAUGUGUUUGGGGGAGGCACAGGGUAAAAGCAAGCGGGUGCACGUACAUUAAGUAGGCGUUUGUAGUGCUCUCGGAAGAACUGAGGCCACGUACAGACGCUACUUUGCUGCUGUGACGUGCACCGAGCAGCAUCAUGCUGGAUUUUGUAUGGAUCAAGCAGUAUUAUUUAUUUAUGUGGUUCUAAUCAUGGCUUCUGCAGUUCCUCCAAGCACCACCGGGGGGAGCCACAAACCUCAGUGUUAAAACAACAGUUUUUUUGUUGGCGCAGCAAAUCUUUUUAACAAUUCCACUUGUGUACGGCAAGUUCUGACAACCGCAAGUUAUUACAGGUACUGGGGACUUUGUUAGUAUCACAGGCCGCUAAAGGGGCCCUCCGGAUUUAUUAUUUUCUGAUAUUUGUGCAGGGCUAUCUCUGGCAGAGAGAUGAAUGGAAAGGCAGCAUGCAAGUGCGACCGCCACUCCAAAGGCAUCCCAGCAGUCAGACCCCCACGAUCAGAUAUUUAUCACCUAUCCUGUGGAUAGGCAAUAAAGUUCUUAUGGUGGGACAACUCCUAUAAGCCAGCUGUUGCUAUAAAGUUAUGAGUUUUCUAGGGAUGAGUGGAGUGCAAUAGCCUCAAAGAUGAGAUUUCAUUAAAGGAUAUGGACACCUUUGAGGGCUUUUUGUUUAGGAUUGCAUUUUACUCAUUUUGGGUUAAAAGUCAUUUUUUUCAAUUGGUCUUUAUUAAAAAUGUUCAGCUGUUUCUGAGACACAAGGGUUAAAACUCAGUCCGUUUGCAAGUCCUUUGUGUUUUCUUUAAAUCCUGUCAGCUGACAGCUCAUGUGUAGCUCUUAUCAGACCUAUUUAAGCCAUAUUCUUAUCAAGUUUGAUAAACAUUGAGCCAUAAUGAUCGUUUAGGAGGUCAGAAGAUCAGAGAUAAGAGCUACACAUGAGCCGUCAAGUGACGGGAUUGAAAGAAAACAGAAAGUGACAGCUUGCAAACAGACAGAUUUUAACACCUGUUAGGCUCCAUU